Aspergillus alliaceus is the source of this 1597-nucleotide messenger RNA. RefSeq names its product NAD(P)/FAD-dependent oxidoreductase. The transcript is spliced from 2 exons. The coding region runs from base 42 to 1550 and encodes 502 amino acids. Gene Ontology annotation, cellular component: cytoplasm. Gene Ontology annotation, molecular function: oxidoreductase activity. The record is from RefSeq and is a predicted model, not a curated record. Lineage: Eukaryota; Fungi; Ascomycota; Eurotiomycetes; Eurotiales; Aspergillaceae.
GCACAAUUCAACCUCACCUCCAACCAAACCCCAACACGAAAAUGACGAAAACAUCAGCCCCAGAAAUUCCACCGGAGCUCCUAGCUAAGCUAGCAGGGCAGAUCAUGCAAGAUCCCGGGGUUCCAGUGGAAGGGCCUACCGUUUCAGCCUGGCAAGAGCCAGCACAUCCUCUCGCAACCAUCCGAUCGGAAAGCUUGCCUCAGCGUACUGAUUUUGCCAUCAUUGGAUCCGGCAUCACCGGUUGUAGCGUUGCCAAAACGCUUCUUCAAAGCGAUCUCGCAGGCAAUAAGAAAGUUACCGUUUUCGAAGCUCGCUCUCUGACAACUGGAGCAACGAGUCGCAAUGGGGGCUUUUUGUUGAGCCAGGCCCCAUUGCUUUUCAAUCGUUAUGCCGAUGCAUUUGGACCCGAGGCUGCAAAGCAGAUUGCCCUGUUCUGUGACCUUACGCUGGAGAGGAUCGUCGGGCUGGCCAAGGCAGAGAACCUUGAUAAGGAGAGCCAGAUCAGGGACGUCACAACGGUCACGACUUUCGAAGACGCAGAACGCUUCGCCGAGGCCACCGAGUCUAUCCACAUGUAUGAAGAAGCUGUUUCCAAGGCCAAGGGAAUACAUACAGUUUUAAGUAAGGAAGAAGCUGAGGAGGAAUAUAGUUUCAAGAAGACCACCGGUGCUAUUGUGGUCAAGUCUCGUGUUUUCUGGCCAUACAGACUGGUGACAAACCUUUUUCAGCGCCUUCUUGAACACUAUCCAGAACGGUUCUCCAUUGAAACCCAGACACCGGUAACUUCAAUCACGCUCUCCGAUGAUUCCGACUACGAAUACCCAUAUGUUCUGUCCACCCCCCGAGGAAUAGUGAGAGCUGCAAAGAUCUUCCACUGUGUGAGUGGCUUCACGGGCCACCUUUUGCCUAAACUCAGGGGGCCUAUCUUCCCAUGCCGACUGUCCAUGUCAACCCAAAAGCCAGGACCCCAGUGGGGGAAUCGAGCAAACUCAUGGCUCUUCCACGCAAAGCAAUCGUAUGAUCCUAGCACCACGUGUGUGGAACAAGGUCUGUACUGGAUGCAGCAAAAUGCAGAAACUGGUGAUCUUUUCGUUGGAGGAGACCUACAGAGAUUAGACGAUUUCUUGUCAUCUGACGACUCAGUUAUCAGUGCCGACACCAUUGGUAAUCUUACAACCUUGCUCCCCAAGAGAUUGUUUAACAAGGGGUGGACCAACCCGAUCACUAAUACCCCGCUCUCCUCUGCUACUGCCCUUCACCGAAUUUGGUCUGGAAUACUCAGCAUGACGCCUGAUCAAAUCCCGAUUGUGGGAAGUGUGCCAACAAGUGUGAGUGACAGGAAUGUAGAGGGGGGCGAGUGGAUAGCGGCUGGCUUCAACGGAUACGGCAUGUCACAGUGCUGGCUAUGCGGCCAGGCUAUUGCUCGCAUGGCAUUGGGAGAGUCGAAGCCUGCGUGGCUACCAGAUGUGUACUUGAGUACUGCAAAGCGUCUAACGAAUGAGGCAACUAUGGGUCCAGAAGCAGCUCUGGCGUCCUUCUUCACCAGAUGAUAGUGGGGAUCUAGCAUCCACUAGCGGCCUGAAUAUGCCGAUAUUUG